UUAGGACUGGGUGGCAGUCAAUCUUACCUCUCGCCAUCCUGAUGUCCUAAUCGCAAGAAAGAGAGUCAAAGGGAAAAUGGGUUUGGCCUAAGGCUCAAAUCUGAUGAGAAAGUCCUUGGUACACCAGAGCCUGCCCUUGGGAGUGUGUGGGUCUGGGAUAGAACAAGGAAGAGAGAGGGCAGGUAAAAACUGCUCAUAGUCACAUGUGUUCACUACUGAGGGAGCUUCCAGAGGCUGGCAGCACCUUUGGUUGGGACACUGUUCUGGGACUUUACUUCUCUCAGGCUUCCGGGCACCAUGCCUUGCUCCAAGCAGCCUAAUUACUUCCAGAGUCUGACGCUUCUGCAGUGGCCUUUGAGCUACCUUGCCAUCUUUUUGAUCUUGCAGCCGUUGUUCAUUUACCUGCUGUUUACAUCUUUAUGGCCGCUACCAGCAUUUUACUUUGCCUGGUUGUUCCUGGACUGGAAGACCCCUGAACAAGGUGGCAGGCGUUCAGCCUGGGUAAGGAACUGGUGUGUCUGGACCCACUUCCGGGACUAUUUCCCCAUUACGAUCCUGAAGACUAAAGACCUGCCACCUGAGCACAACUAUCUCAUGGGGGUGCACCCUCACGGCCUCUUGACCUUUGGUGCCUUCUGCAACUUCUGCACUGAGGCCACAGAUUUCUCGAAGAUCUUCCCAGGCAUCACUCCUCACUUGGCUACGCUGUCCUGGUUCUUCAAGAUCCCCCUUAUUAGGGACUACCUCAUGGCCAAAGGUGUGUGCUCUGUGAGUCAGCCAGCCAUUGACUACCUGCUGAGCCAUGGCCCUGGUAACCUCGUGGGCAUUGUAGUGGGAGGAGUGGGAGAGGCCCUGCAAAGUGUGCCCAACACCACCAACCUCAUCCUCCAGAAGCGCAAGGGGUUUGUGCGAACAGCUCUCCAGCAUGGGGCUCAUCUGGUUCCCACCUUCACCUUUGGAGAGACUGAGGUAUAUGAGCAGGUGUCAUUCCCUAAGGACAGCUGGAUGUACAAGUUCCAGAACUGGUUCCGCAGUAUCUUUGGUUUCUAUUUUUGUGUCUUCUAUGGACAAAGCUUCUGCCAAGGCACCAUUGGGCUCCUGCCAUACGCUCGGCCUAUAGUCACUGUGGUUGGGGAGCCUCUGCCAGUGCCCAAAAUUGAAAAGCCAAGCCAAGAGAUAGUGGAUAAAUACCACGCACUCUAUAUGGACGCCGUGCACAAACUGUUUGACCAGCAUAAAACUCAGUAUGGCUGCUCAGAGACACAAGAGCUAGUUUUCCUGUGACUGAAAGCCACAGAAUCAGAAUGUCAGAAAGUCAGAAAGCCUGUCCUGGAGAGGAGACUCAUCUGCCUGAUAACCAAAGGGGUCUGGAGGAGAAAGGGACAUGAAGGAGGGCUGUGGAGGGAGGGGCAGGAAAAGGUGAAUUAGGAAAUCCUUUCUUGCCACAGACCUUACAGGAGUUCUUCCUGAGGAGCUUCAUUUAGUCAUUCCUCCAGAAAGGGGAAUCCUGAGGCCCUUCGUGCCAAUGAACGGGGCAUGCUCCCUGCCCUGCUCCCUACUGACUUUCCUAUCUGAGCCUGACACUGCAGGACAUCUGAAGAACUUCUGAAGGACUCCAAAUGAUCACCAGGAAG
This is a messenger RNA of Loxodonta africana (African savanna elephant), 1634 nucleotides long. RefSeq names its product acyl-CoA wax alcohol acyltransferase 1 (gene AWAT1). Gene Ontology annotation, molecular function: long-chain-alcohol O-fatty-acyltransferase activity. NCBI's taxonomy places the organism in Eukaryota, Metazoa, Chordata, Mammalia, Proboscidea, Elephantidae. Gene Ontology annotation, cellular component: endoplasmic reticulum membrane. The transcript has 7 exons. The record is from RefSeq and is a predicted model, not a curated record. Bases 298 to 1284 code for a protein of 328 amino acids.